Penicillium taxi is the source of this 711-nucleotide messenger RNA. RefSeq lists its product as uncharacterized. The record is from RefSeq and is a predicted model, not a curated record. Lineage: Eukaryota; Fungi; Ascomycota; Eurotiomycetes; Eurotiales; Aspergillaceae. The transcript has 3 exons. The coding region runs from base 1 to 711 and encodes 236 amino acids. Gene Ontology annotation, cellular component: outer membrane.
AUGGCAGACCCUUAUAACCAGUACACGUCGUACUCGACACCUCCAGGUUACAACCCGAGCGAACAUGCCUACCAGCAACCAUACGGCCAUGCGCAGCCGCUGCAGGAACCAAACUAUCAGUAUGCCCCGCAGCCAGGCGCAUACAACCAAGGUACACCAGGACCGAGUUACACACCCGGCCCAGAAUACCAGAGAGUGAAUGCAGGACCAACCCAGAGCGGUGAAAAUCUGGGAUACUAUGGUGGCCAUCCCGCCGAACAAACUCGAUUCUCCCCUCACCCGCCGUCUGUGCAUGUAUCUGGAUCUGAAGAUGAGGCACAGCGUGGCAGUGGUGCCGAGUCCGGAACUGAACGUGGUUUCGCAGGAACUCUUGCUGGUGGUGCGGCUGGUUAUUACCUUGGGCAUAAGAAGGAUCACGGACUGCUUGGUGCCUUGGGUGGGGCUAUCGCUGGAAAUAUGAUUCAAAACAAGGUCAAGGAUCACAAGGGGGAUCAUGGUCGUCACUCGUCGGGCCGACAUGAACAUGAUCACCUGGCCACAGUCACCAUGGCCACCAUGAGCAUGGCCAUCAUGAGCAUGGUCAUCACCACCAUCAUCAUCAUGGACAUAGCCACGGCAGUCACAGCAGUCACAGCCGGAGCCACAGCCGCCACUCUCGACACCACUCGGAUGAUGACUACUAGGUGGAUGUGGAUAGAAUAUUUGCAAUGA